UUGAAUACAAAGAAAGCUCUUGGCUUCUCCCUCCCUCCGACAUCCACACACCAUUCUUCCACCUUACUUUUCAACUUUAUAUAUAUAUAUAUAUAUAUAUAAAAUAUAUAGCAGAAGAAGCCAAAAAAGUUGGUCUCCUAUGGCCUCGCCUGCGGAUCAGCAGGCCGCAGCCUCGGCCUUGGAUUUCAUCCGCCACCACCUCCUCGACGAUCACUUUGCUUUCUCAGAGAAUUGUAGCGUGAUCAAUGAUCAUAUCAACCUUAAUAAUCCAUCAAAUUUCACGUCCUUUGGAAACAAAUUCGCCCACAUUUCCCCGGCUCCUGAACCAGCCGCCUCCGAGUUUAACGAAUGGUUGAGCUUCGAAUAUGUAUCGAGGUUCGAGAUACAGCCACAGCCGGAUGUAAUUGCUUCGGCUCCUGGCUGGCCGGACCCCAUUUCGACCGUGAAGGCGUCGUGCUCCGGCGUCAGGAGGCUGCACUACCGGGGCGUCCGGCGGCGUCCAUGGGGGAAGUUCGCGGCGGAGAUUCGGGACCCGAACAAGAGAGGCACCAGGGUGUGGCUGGGUACUUUCGACACCGACGUCGAGGCGGCGAAGGCCUACGACCGGGCUGCGUUCAAGCUGCGUGGAUGCAAGGCCAUAGUCAACUUUCCCGAUGAAAUCGGGAAAUUGCCGGAGUGGGUCUCCGAGCCACCGGCGGAGAGUUCCAGGAAAAGACGCAGAAUGAGUGGUUCAGGCGCCGGUGAAAGAGCGGGGAGGGCGAAGGUCGAGUCUCCGGAUAAGGAGACCGUUCCGGCCGCUUGUCCUGCCAGCCCGCCGAAUUGGAUUUUGGACGUGCCACUUUCGCCAUCGUCGCCAUUAUCGACUUAUGCCUACCAUGGGCCACAGUCGCAGCUUGUCGUUAUGUAACGGCAUUUGGAAAUUACAACAGUUAGGCAAGUUUGAACAAUGUAUAAAUAAGAGUCUGGCCGUUGGAUAAAAGGAGGGAAGUAAUUCCAUGGAACAAACCCCCAAGUUUUAAUCACAAUACUUUGAGAUAUAUAGUUUCCAUAUGAACUCUAUUUCGAUUUCGGUAAUAAUUUUUGUCAGUUCAGUUAUAAAAUUAGUUCAAAUACUUGAU
Molecule: messenger RNA, 1118 nt
Organism: Diospyros lotus (date-plum)
Lineage: Eukaryota; Viridiplantae; Streptophyta; Magnoliopsida; Ericales; Ebenaceae
Product: ethylene-responsive transcription factor ERF106-like
Exons: 1
Coding region: 140-907 (255 amino acids)
Biological process (GO): ethylene-activated signaling pathway; regulation of DNA-templated transcription
Molecular function (GO): DNA-binding transcription factor activity; DNA binding
Source: RefSeq, a predicted model, not a curated record